Suillus discolor is the source of this 1371-nucleotide messenger RNA. RefSeq lists its product as uncharacterized. Lineage: Eukaryota; Fungi; Basidiomycota; Agaricomycetes; Boletales; Suillaceae. Gene Ontology annotation, biological process: threonyl-tRNA aminoacylation. Gene Ontology annotation, molecular function: ATP binding; threonine-tRNA ligase activity. Bases 1 to 1371 code for a protein of 456 amino acids. The transcript has 7 exons. The record is from RefSeq and is a predicted model, not a curated record.
AUGUUACGUCCCAAUCCAUACACAACUAGCGACACCCAUUCCUCCGAGUCUUGGGAUGAGGACCCGAUAGCCCGUGUCCAACAUGAUCGACAGCAUUAUGAUCAUGAUGGAUUUUCCACAUCUGGGAGUGGUGAUGGCAUGUUGAUGUUCUGUGAACCAGAUUCAUCGCGUGAAAGCAUGACGAACCCUUUCACUUGCUCACCUGAAGACUCUACCACCACCCCUCCAAGUCUUAUGGGCUCGCCCUUGCGUGAAUUUUCACCUUCUCCCGUCAGCGGCUGCGGUGCUACAAAGCAUAGAUCUGGCUCGGAGUUGUUGCCAAUCGCUGCUCCAGCCAUCAAGAAGAAGACUUGUGCACCUGGCCUCCAAUGUGAUGGUGCAGUCGAGCAGUUCAAGUGGACGAGCCUCCUCAGCGAGUCACGACGCAGCCCAUGGGUUACAAAGUGUAGCGAUAGGGGUAAGGCCUAUAAGGAUCUUCAGCUGGACAAAGAGAAUGUAAUGCUCCAGGGCGCCAUUGACUCGAAAGUCGAAGCCGGCUGCACAGGUAGCAAGGCUAUGUCAUUGCAAGUCAAAGCCUCUCCUGCUGUGAACGUUCGUUUGAUGUCGAAGAGGGGGCUGGAUUGCGCCAACCUCCCCCACUCCAACAAGGAGAAUGGUGGUCCAGCUCCAAAGUGCAUCUGUCGGGAGAAAACCGGCACCGACUGGCAGACGGUCCUUGACCUUGUUAAGUAUGGCCAAGAACGGGACGGCGAUGGCAAGGGCAAUACAACAUCAAUAACAGUAAUUUUACGAAGGGCGGUUACCGGGUUAACAUUGGCUGACCCGGUAGACUCAUAUCUGGCGCGUUGUAGCGUAUCUACAAGUCACAACUGGCUACUCCAAUCGCAUCUUGUUUGCAACUGUCGCUUAAAUACCCUCCCUCAAUGGACCACACACUGGAAAUGCAAAGAACCCAAAAGAGAAGAAGGACAAAAUGACGGCAACAGUAGCAGCGCCUUCAAGUUAGAACUCCAACCACCACCAAGUUUUUUUGAUCAUUGCAUCAAGCUAUUUGAAGAACUGCACGCAAAAUACAACAAAUUUGUGAAAACUCAGUUACAGAUACAAGAAGCACUUGAUCGAGACCAUGAUUCCAGAUGGCACCUCUACCGCUGUGUAUCGUCGUGGAUGGUAGAUCUCUGUAUUGGUUCUCAUAUACCACACACCAGCAAGAUCAAGGCAUUUAUGGUCACCAAAGGCAAAACUCUGUAUUUCCUGGGUGAUGCAAACAACAACUCAUUGCAACGCAUCUACGGUAUCUUGUUGCCAGAUAAAAAGCAGUCAACCAAGUAUGAAGCAUUCUUGGUCAAGGCUGCAAAACAGGAGACUUAG